Molecule: messenger RNA, 2034 nt
Organism: Penicillium malachiteum
Lineage: Eukaryota; Fungi; Ascomycota; Eurotiomycetes; Eurotiales; Aspergillaceae
Product: WD40 repeat domain-containing protein
Exons: 6
Coding region: 1-2034 (677 amino acids)
Biological process (GO): proteasome-mediated ubiquitin-dependent protein catabolic process
Cellular component (GO): Cul4-RING E3 ubiquitin ligase complex
Molecular function (GO): protein binding
Source: RefSeq, a predicted model, not a curated record
AUGAGCUCUCAUGGAUCACGAGAGCAGGCCAGGGAUGAGCCAGUAUGGCAUCCUGCAGAAGAAUGGCUUGAAGAAGACGAAGACGACGACGAACUAGAUAUGGAUUAUCACCCAGCCCUUGGGGGUUCUGCAGACGACCAGGACUGGGAAGAUGAGGCCAUCCGGAAUCAAAUAGACCUCGGCAUUACAGAAGGCAUGGAUCGCGCAUUGAUCAUCCAUUCAAAUGAGAUCGAGUUGACCACAGACGAGCCCCCAGAAGGAGAGGAGGAACAUGAUGGUGUUACCCGCAUUCCCGCGUCACGAUUAUUCGAAUUGCUUGCAUCUAGCGGUCUACAGCAUAUCCUGCGCUCCAAUGGAUGGACAAGCAAUUUCUCAGAUAACAUGGAAGAUGAUGAAGAUGAGGAUGAGCAAGACGACGAGGAAGAUGAUUUUUAUUCUGCAGGAUUCAGAGGUCAAAUGCGAAGGCGACGAGCUACUCGACCGGAUCAGUUCCCCAAGGUUCCCAGUGACCAGGGCAUUGAAUUGAUGGGCGAGGGACAAUUUGGAACAGACGAUCACUUUGUAGAUCGCCUCAAACAACGCAAGAAGGUGUUCGCAACGAACCUUAUGUGGCGAGAGCUUGGAGUGGACGCUUAUGGAGUGCGCAAGAGAGCUAACCAAGCUCUAUCACAGAAAAUGAUCCCGGGUUCCGCAGCUGACAAGAUCAUCCAUUAUGAUUCUCGAAGCUAUUCGGGUCAAUUCUCGGAUGACGGGAAUUUCUUUUUUUGCUGUGCGCAAGACUUCAAAGUGCGCAUGUAUGACACGUCCAAUCCGCACGAAUGGAAGUAUUACAAGACCGUCGAUUACCCGUUUGGUCAGUGGACCAUCACGGAUGCCACUCUGAGUCCAGAUAAUCGUCAUCUCGUAUACAGUUCAAUACGCAGUCAAGCAUACUUAGCUCCAACAGACCCAGACAAUGAUUCAGAUCCAACGGUGUUGGAUUUCUCUCUACCACCGGGUCAACGGCGGCGGCGAAGCUGGGGCAGCUCACAUUUUGGGAUAUGGUCUCUUAGAUUCUCUGGAGAUGGCCGUGAAGUUGUGGCAGGAACAUCCGAAGACUCUGUCAUCGUCUACGAUCUUGAAACUAAACAACCCGUUCUCAAUCUUCGAGAACGACACCAACAUCAUGUGAAUGCAGUCUGUUUCGGCGACACCUCCUCUCCUCAUAUCCUUUAUUCCGGGUCCGACGACACCACGUUACGAGUUUGGGAUCGUCGCUCUAUGGCUGAUGGUCGCGAAGCUGGUGUGUUCAUGGGCCACACCGAGGGUCUGACCUACGUCGACAGUAAAGGCGACGGCCGAUAUGUUCUCUCCAAUGGCAAGGACCAGACGAUGAAACUGUGGGACCUCCGCAAGAUGAUGUCAACAGCCAAGUUCGAUACAGUUAACCCUAAUAGCUACACCACCGGCUUUGAUUAUCGAUUCGAGCCGUAUCCCGAUGACUAUUAUGAGCCACAUGAGCAUGACUGUUCGGUUGUUACGUUCCGUGGCCACCGUGUCCUGAAGACUCUUAUUCGCUGCCAUUUCUCGCCCCCAGGGAGUACAAAUUCUCGCUAUGUCUAUACCGGCAGUGAAGACGGUAAGGUGUACGUGUACAAUAUGGAUGCCACGCUGGCUGGAACCAUUGAUGUCGGGGCAGCCACCAUGAACUCGCGACCCCGUGAGCCAGAUGUAUCCGCAACCGCGUAUGAAAUGAGCGGGGAGAUGUUAUGGAGGACAUGUGUUCGGGAUGCUAGCUGGCAUCCGAAUGCUCCAGUCCUUGCGGCGACCUCAUGGAAUGGAUGGGGCCUGUCUACUGGCACCUGCACUUUACAUUCAUGGAAUGACGGUGUUGAUGGAGAUGAGGGAGAACCUUCGAUUGGGAAGAGCUAUGACGAAAAGUUGAGAUCUGUUCCCGAGUUCAAUCAUUACCGAGAGAAUGCACACUUGAGACGACAACUGCGCAGCAGGCCUGUGCGGCGAAUGUAUGCAAACGAAGACGGUCAAGAGUGGUAA